Molecule: messenger RNA, 1666 nt
Organism: Frankliniella occidentalis (western flower thrips)
Lineage: Eukaryota; Metazoa; Arthropoda; Insecta; Thysanoptera; Thripidae
Exons: 1
Source: RefSeq, a predicted model, not a curated record
UGUAAGAGAUUAGAAAUUGUUUUGAUAGCCCUGUAUCCCAAUUCCACCCACAUUCUGCAGCCUUGUGAUGUUGCAGCAUUUAGGCCACUCAAGGCAUCCUGGAACAAAUCCCUCCUAGCAUGGCGGCGUGCCCACCCCACGGAGGCUCUAACUAAGCUGCACAUUGGUCCUAUUCUGAAAACUGCUCUUCAAAAAGACAUGACUGUCACCAUACAGAACGGUUUUAGGGCUACAGGACUUUUCCCAUUCAACCCGGAUGCAGUCAACUAUUCUAAGUGGAAGGGUCAUCAGCGGCAAACCAACGCGACAGACGUCAGCAGUGCAACCCCGAAAAAGGCAAUCACUUUGGAAGACUUCCGUCAGAUUGUGGGAGAAGAGGCGAUGACAGUUGUCGAAAAAAACGCAGAUGACACUACUGAAUGUCCUGCAGAACUUGCAUUGUGUCGCCUUUACCGUGCGCUGUCGAACCCCGAAGAGUCUACGCAGGACGUUACUCGGAAAGAAGAUGGACCCAGCUCGCUUCCAGACGACGUGACCCUUGAUGUAGAUAUAAGUAUUGUGCGUGAAGAGCCAAUCUCGGAAACAGAAGAUCCGGACGAUCCAGAACCACGUCCCCACUCGUCAUCCUCCGGCAGUUCGGACCUGCAGGGUGUCCUGCAGUGGCCCCACAGCCCCAAAAGGAAAGGCAAGCGGCAGACAGAAAAGAUGCCCUACGUCAUCACAUCAAAACGGUGGAAAGAUCUGCAAGAUGAAAAAGAUCGGAAACGGAACGAAGAAGCUCGUCUAAAGGCCGAAAGGGCCGAACUGCGCCUCGCGAAGCGGGCCGAGAAGGACGCCGUGAUGGCCGAGAAGGCGGCCGAGCGGCAGAGGAAGUCCAGCCAGGCUCCAGGGACCCGUAAAACACGGCAAUCUAGAUAAAAUCACAGGGUGUCGACUACUGGGCCAGGCAGUGUCGACUACUGGGCCAAAGGUGUCGACUACUGGGCCAAUGCAGAUUGUUUUUUGUUCUAAUUUUUUGUGUACAAAAAUAAAUUUAUUUUUAUUUUCGACCUAUGGAGAAUUAAGUUUAAUCCUUCCCCUACACGCCCCAAUUUUUUCCCCGGCGCUACCGUACACACACGCUCCGUGGUAGGCAAUUUUGAAAAGACCUGCUCUUAAACUGUCGACUACUGGGCCCCUUACCCUAUGUUGGACAAGUAUUCAGCAAAGAAGGAAGAAGUAUUGACCAGUGAUUCACUUACAUUAGUUACCCUAAUUGGGUCGGUAUUCGCUCACACAUCGAGUUUCCAUGAUUAGGCUCUCAAGGCACCACUCGACGCCUAAAACUUAAACCACCCUGCACUUCGCUGGAUAAAGUAUCCCAAAUAAACAAUCAUUAGCACAUAUUCACAUAAAUUCGUACUAUUACAAAACAAAACUACCUAAAUUAUUGAAAGACAAAAAGAGUCAUUGAAAGAAACUUCUGAGUUUUCUCCGACUUUUCAAAAGUCAACCAGGCACACCGUCAUCGCAGGUCGUAGCUGUAAGAAAAAAUAUCAUGUCACGGACCGAAUUCAAAGAAAACCUAAUUUUCCCGCUUCUGACAAUAACAGGGAAUGCAAAGGUAAACAGAAGAACAUCGCCUUCCCCCCAAUUUUAUAUGCACUUUUCGAAAAAAACUAAAAUU